CAAUCGUAACAUCCGAACUGGUGUCUCCAAAUCGUUGCAGGCGCUUGCAGCGAGUUCUGGUUCUGAGGUAAUAUCAGGCAAAGUCGGUGAUGACGGGCGGUGCAACAGACGCUGCAACCAAGUCCGGGCAAGGAUGACUUUGAGUCGAAAGUGAGAGGAAUGGGAGCUGCGAUUGAAAGGACAAGGUCGGCUUGGAGGGUGGAGGAAGCUUUGGGACGGGCCACAGCUGUGUGCAAACAAACUGCAGACGUUUGUUCGCUUCCUGGUCAGGUCACCCACUACUGCAAUGCAGACCGAUUAGCUGCGUUGAAUGCCGGAUAAGAGAGAAGAGGCGGGGGGGAGGAUGCGCAAGAAGAAAAAAGAAAAUAAAAGAGAAGAAGAACGAGGAAGACAGGAGAGGAGGGUUAUGCGGACGAGAGAGAAGAUGUAGAGACUGAAAGCCGUGGUUGGCAAUGUCUCUCUCUUUUUUUCUCUUUUUUCUUUUUUCUUUUUUUUUUCCCUUGACCUUCUCUCUCUCUCUCUCUCUCUCUCUCUCUCUCUGUCGGCUGACUGCAUCUCGGAAACUGAACCACAAGGGAAGAGAAGGAAAAAAUGAGGAGGUCGGUGGAGUCGUGAAGACAAGAGGAAGAGAAGCAAAAAGACUGUCGCCAGGCCAGGCUGGGGACGGUUUUGUUUUUGGCGGUUGAGGGGAGCAGACCAACGGGGCCUGGGACGGGCCAGGGAAUAGCGGUAGAGUCAAGGUUCAGAGUGGACAAGCACAAGCUCAGGGUGGGGAACUGAGCGCUGCCAGUUGGUUACAGUGGAGGGGGACGGUAGGGUACUUUUCACUGUCCAGCGGCGACUUGUACUUGGACAGUGCUGGGCACAG
Molecule: messenger RNA, 868 nt
Organism: Trichoderma harzianum CBS 226.95
Lineage: Eukaryota; Fungi; Ascomycota; Sordariomycetes; Hypocreales; Hypocreaceae
Exons: 2
Coding region: 453-686 (77 amino acids)
Source: RefSeq, a predicted model, not a curated record